CGAUGGAUGCAUUGUUUGUUGCCAUGGUAACGCUUGCCCUAUCAGUAUCUCUGAGUGUGUCCUUUUACUUCACUCAUACCUUAUGGAUAUAUGUGUUUAGCGUGCUAAGUAAUGAAUUUCCAAGGGCCACUGUGUGUGUGUGUGUGUGUGUGUGUGUGUGUGUGUGUGUGUGUGUGUGUGUGUGUGUGUGUGUGUGUGUGUGUGUGUGUGUGUGUGUGUGUGUGUGUGUGUGUGUGUGUGUGUGUGAGUGAAUUAAUCCAGUCUAUUUGAUCCUUAAGCUUUCAGAGCAUUUUUGUGGUGUUAGUGUAGCCUUAAGCCUGAGCAAGUAUUGGAUUAGUCAGUGAUUUAUAUUGCUGCUCCACAGUAAAAGUAGAAGAUUCCCUUCACACGAAAUCCUAUUUCCUAGGAUCAAAUCCACACCGCCAUACUGUAUAUUGGCUUAUUCUGUUGUUGUUGUUGCUGAAAGCAUUACACUCCUACCCUUUCAUGUUUGAAUAUUUGGAUAUUUGCAUAUUUAGUUCUGUUGGACAAACAUAACCAACAGGUUAUGCCCCAAAGAGAAGAAGACUGAUGCUGAAGUGACUGGCUUAUAAACCACAACUAGAGAUGAGUUUAAUCGUUCACAUUAAACAAAGGAGGUUAAUCAAUUGUGCUUCAAAAAAGGGAUGAGAGGCAAGUCAUCUUCUUUUAAAGUCGCUUUUCCAAAAGAGAAAACACUUUGAAAAUGAGUUAUUCACUCUGAAGACAUUUGAGUGAAUCCUGCAGCUAUGGCAUCAUGGAGGUUUUUACUAAUAUCUCUAAGGCCCUGUCCACACGUAGCCGAGGAUCUGCCAAAACGUGGAUAUUUUUCUACGUUUUGGCCUGUCAUCCACACGAAAACGGAGUUUUUUCACACGAAAACUGAUCUUUUUAAAAACUCCUGCCAAAGUGAAGAUCUGCGUUUUCUCCGUUUUGGGUGUCUGCGUGUGGACAGACAAAACCGGCGUUUUAAGGCCCGCAACGUCACUUUCCGCGACAAACAAAUGCUGACAUCACGUGUGCGACCUGUGUUUACACUAGCCGACAGCAUGGAUGCCCUCAGAGCUGCGCUCGCUUGAUCAAUUGUCCAAGCGCUUUUUGCUUGUUUGUUUUUGCAAGCGGAGUUACUGCUCCUUGCGGAAGACUACAGACGAAGGACGAGGUUAAGAACGGGGGAAAUACUGCUGCCUACAAGUCUGGCAUGUCCUUAACAACAUAUUUAUCCGGGUACAUGUGGACAGAGUUUUUUUUUUUAAAGAGGUGGUGUGGAUGCAAGUUUUUGGAGGGGCGGAUAUUCGUUUAAAAAAAACCCGGCUACGUGUGGACUAGGCCUUAAAGAAUGAAGAAUAGUUGAACUCUGACAAAGACAGCAAUGUUGAAACAUUAGUUCAUUUAUUUGCACUAAUUAAAUAUUUUUAUUUUGACCCGAGUGCUCCAGCCUUCUUCCUCCACCUUUAAAAGAAUGUAGAAAAAAAAAAAUAACUUUAACCUGUAGAUGCACAUUUUCAUUAAUUUUGUUGUCAUGAGUUGGGUCAUGGAGAGCUGACUCCAGCAGUCAUCAGUCGAGUGGCAGAAGACACACUGGACAGGUCGCCAGGCCAUUGCUUGAGGGCACAAACAAUGACAUAGAACGAUGCACACACUCACAUCCAGGCACAAUUCCAGUCAUCACUUAUCCUAAAAACUAGUUCACACUGCAGUAUUUUUAACAUUUAAAAUGUGGGCUGAGAGACCGUGAUAUACCAGUUUUGGUUUUAUAGUGUGUGUGCAGCAGCUUGUCAAAAACACACAAAGUGUCACGUUCAUUUGUCCCCGAAAAUCAGAACAAGACAUUUCAGCAUGUUUGAAAGCCUGGAUUAAUGAUCGGAGACGCAAUGUCUUUUUGUGCAGACUAGACUGUGCUUAACACACCACACAGUAGGAUCAUUUCAUCACGUUUUCUUCAGAGCUGUUGAGGUAAUAGUGCACAUCCUCAGAGGUCCUCAUAUUUUAAUACAUUUGCAGUGGUUUAUAGUAGGAAUGCCUUGUAAGUCGUACUCAAGAGGAAAAGCUGCUCCGAUUAGCCUGUUUCAGGAAGUACAGCCACCUGGAGGAGAAAGUAGCUUCAGGCGGCAGGAUUUGGAGUCUUAUUUCCUGGUAUUUUGACAUCUCGCCUUGAAUUGGCUAACAGCAUCAUUGAUGUUUUAUCUCCACAAAUAACACAAGCCUGGAGGAUUCCUGCAGUGUGGUGAAGUUGCUAAUGCUAACACUUAGCUUCUACUAGAUGAGACGUUCACUGCUGUUUCCUGGAUGCUAAACCAACAAAAGCCUUCCCCAUCGUAAGUCAAGAUGGGUGAGUCCGUGAAUGUUAAGCGACAUUGUGACGUAGAUCUGUCAGGCUUUUCAGAUCCUAGAGUCUCACCAUCUAUUUUCUAUCAGAAGCUAAUGCAGGACAUACAGUGCUCAACAUAAAUGAAUACACCCCCAUACAUUUGUCAGAAAACCUUUAGUUUCUUUUUCAGAAUCGACAUUUUCUAUGAGAUACCAAACUACAAAAUACUCCCACAAAUGCGGGCAAUUGAUUGCAAACAAGAUUUGUUCACUUGCACACACAAAAUGUGAUUUUCCUAACAAAUCUAUUCAAGUCCAUGUUGCAAAAAUGAUAGUAUUAAUUAUAGUCUUAGGAGAAAAGCCAGACUUAAAGAGCAAAUAGCAGGUUAAAUAUUUUUUCUAAUUCAUAUAAAAUGCUUCCCAAAAAUACUAUUUAAAAAGCUUAUUGUGUUUAUUUCAUUUUAAAAUACAUAACAGCAGAGUUUUCUUUUCUAAAUCUGAACCUCUGACGUAACCAAAGGGAGUUAAGCUCGGCGCUGCCUCAGCUCAGUGUGGACAGUGGGUACUUUUAGGGUAGAGAGAUCAUGUAAUCGAGUCAGUGUGUUUACUAGUGUUGGAUUGUGUUCAUUUUGAUGAACUAUAGUCUGUGAAGGCUGUACCAACUCCUGCAUGACAUCGAGUCCACGGGUUUCCAGAUAAGAGAAACAACGCCUCUAUCUCCGUGCCUGAGGGUGUUUUGUGCAGCUGAAAAGACGAGACUUCUAUAGCCCACAUCGGUCGGUACCAGAACAGGGAGGUCCGCGCUGGGCUCCGGAGACCCGUGGCGGGGUUUCAAAAACUUAAAUGCGGAUUUCUGGAGCUCAGAUCACCGUCAGAACCAGGUCAGAACCGACCACCAGAAGAGACGCGCAGCUCAGCGGGCCAGCUGAUUUCUGGGUCGGAACCGGAUCAGAACCGCCGCACCAGGAGGGGAUGCGUGGCUUUUAAAAAUACCAGCUCGACUGUCUCGCUCGUGCUUGGGUCAAAUCCAUCUCACAGAAGCCCGCAUGAGCUCCUGAACCGGUGUUCUGGGAAUUUCUCCUACCCGGUACACCAUCCUACCCGUUGUUCCUGAGCAUGUGCGCGCAUGCGCACAACACAAAAAGGGAAUGCUACUCCGUUGUCAUGUUUGCAGGAAAAUAGAUAAGUAGUAAGUAUUAGUACUUUUUAUUGACGUUGAUACUUGAUUUUUUGGGUUAGGGUUAUGGUUAGGGUUAGGGUUUGUGUCAUGUAAAACACCGUAAAAUUAUCCCACGGAUAGGACGUUUUAACAAAGUAGGAUGUUUUCUCAGAACACAGGAUCACAGGCGUCUCUCUCCCUCUCUCUAAGCGCUAAACUACGUUACGUGAAUGGAUAUUAAUGAGUGUGAGACCGCUGACAGAUGCUCAUUAGUAUUAUUAUUAUAUUAACUGACCGAUACUAUUUUAAUUGUCUGGUACACGAUAGUAAUCAGUACAAUUUUGUGAUGUUAGCACACGAGUUUAAGCUAACAUGGUUAACUCACCAGACACCAUGCUGUAAAUACAGUACCACUUCUGUCCAUUGCUUAUUUCUCACCCUUUUUCCUUUUUUUUAUCAUGAGCUACUCUCGUUCAUUGCUGUCCUUCAUGUUAUCGCAUCUUCUCUUGUCCCUGCCACCCAUCACUGUGCUGCAUUUUUAAUAGGAACAAGCUUCUAGACCCCUAUACUCUGGAAUAAAUCCAUGAAUUAUAGAAUAAACUGACAAAUAAAACCAGCUAAACCAUUUGACUGUUUCUUUUUUUCCCUCUGAUGCUAAAGAGGAUUUUCUGUUACUUUCUUGCAGUGAGUCUGACUCGUACUAAAGAUACAAACUGAGUUGUUUACUUCCUGUCUCCGCUCCAUUAGAUUUGUGGCUUUGCCAAAGAUUUCGGGUGAAUAUUAGCAUCAGUGCCUCUUACUUUUAUCUCAUGCAGUUGAAUGAUUAAACUGUCUGUGUCCCUUUAUUUUCAGUUAUACAUGUGAAUAAAUGUAUAUUUAUUCCACGCCAUGACAGAAGACAUUUUUAAAACACAAAAAUACAAAUAAACUUGAGUGUGAAUGCUGCAGCUGUGCAAAUGUGCAUAACAAAUUCAUGCAGUAAAUGUCUUUUUUUUACAGCUGUGACAAAAACUGUUGCUUGAGUUGGUGUUUGAGAAUCAAUGUUUUCAUGCAUUCCAAAAGAGCUGUUUGUGGCUCGGAGGUGUGUGUAAUUAAAAUGCUUGCAGCAGGAAAGUUUCAGGUUAAAACAUGGAGGAGGAGGAUGGUAAAGGACCACCGGAUUGAGCUCCAGACUUUAUAUAAUUGAAUGUCAACAAAAGUAGAUGGACUGGGCACCAUGAACAUAGUUUUAUAGAUAAGGUAUUUGUGUACCUUGCCUUGACUAAUCACAACACAAGGCAGUUUCCAUCCUUAUCAAAAGAUUAAGGAUGAAGCAUCAAACAAGAUCUAGUUCAGUACUUAAUAUCUUAAAGUAUAAGUUGAAUAAGAUUGAUUAGUUUUAAUUAAACAGCUGUUUCUUUAGUUUCGUAUUGUGAAAGUAAUGUGGUCCAAACUGCUGCUAGGCAGGUUGAAUAAACAUGACGUUAACCAGCCUUUCCACUGGAUGUGUAAGUGGCGUGUUACACACUAGACACGUUUUACCUGUGAGCUCCCUUCCAACUGCAUGUGACUUUUAUUUUGAAUGUUUCCAGAUGUUUUACACAUUUUUGGUGUUUGACUUGCUUUCUGGCCCAAUCAGAACAAUGGAGUUUUGAGGGGGCUGGACCGCAUCCCCAUGCUGCAAUGCAUGGCAGGCAAUAGCAACGAACCCAGCCAUCCAUUCUCUUCUGCUUAUCUGGGGAUGGGCCGCGGGGGCAGCAGCCUAAACAGGGAGGCACCGACUUCCCUCUCCCUCGCCACUUCUGCCUGCUCCCUCUGGCCAGCCGAGAGACAUAGUCCCUCCAGCGUGUCCUGAGUCUUCCUUUGGGGCUUCUGCCAGUUGGACGUGUGCAGAAAACAUCACCAGGGAGGCGUCUUUUGGAAUUGUAGGGUGACCAAGGAAGGUCCCGCCUUUCUCGCCUCUGAUUGGUUAGAUGGGCUGUACUACGAUUGGCUAUUUCAUUUAGCAGCAAACCGUCUUCCCUUGCUAAGUGCAGACCAUCGUGCAGACCAACAGAACAGCUGUUUUGGGGAUUUUUUUUUAUUAUGAUUUUUUUUUUUAGAAAAUAAGAACUUAGCCCCAUUCUGUCCUGUUUUGCAAAAGUUUUUUUGUUUCAUUGAUUAAAAACUGAAAAAUGUAAUAAGUGAACUUAUAAAUCUUGUUGCAUUUAUCACACUGUGGUACUUACUUUAUGUCUAUGGCUCUAAAGCAUUGAGGUUAUCUUAUUACAGCAGAGUACAUAGGAUAAAUGUGUGUGCCUUACCUGGGUAUGAAAUAUAAUAAAACUGCCCUAUUUUACCCAGCUGUGUGCAGCAGGUCUGUUUCUCUUCUAGAAUAAUGAAAAUUGCUGAAAAAUAGGUCUAAAUCAUAAUCAGCUUUCAAUUAAAUUCAGUUAAAGAUACAGAUUUAAACACAUGACAGAUGUGUCCUCACUUUCAUCCUGCUUGCUUCACAGCCUCAUCCUAUGAAAGUAUUUCCAAAUUGUUAUCAAAAGGCAUGAUCAUGAAAAUACACCACAUCGAUUACAUCCCAGAUUUUAUUGAACAAGUACAGAACACCUGUGUGUGUGUGUGUGUGUGUGUGUGUGUGUGUGUGUGUGUGUGUGUGUGUGUGUGUGUGUGUGUGUGUGUGUGUGUGUGUGUGUGUGUGUGUGUGUGUGUGUGUGUGUGUGUGUGUGAAUAAGUAUAUUGAAAUGGCAGCUAUGUCAUCAGCAAACAACAGAUUGGAUGAACAUUUGAGGGCAUGCCUAUUUUUUAACGUGGCUUUUGAAAAGCUAAUGUUAGCUUUCUCACAAAGACAUAUUUACCCCUGCUCAGAUAUCCACAUCAGUUGCUUUGCUUGCUUAGCUUUCAGACAAGCGAAGGCCGCUGUUGUCUGUCGCCCCCGCAAAUUUUCAGCCAAUCAUAGUAGAGCCCAUCUAGCCAAUCAGAGGCGAGAAAGGCGGGACCUUCCUUGGUCACCCUAGAAUUCCAAAAGACGCAUCCAGGAGGCAUCCUAAUUAGAAUCUUUAGCCACCUCAACUGGCUCCUCUUGAGCAGCGGAUCUACUCCGAGACCCUCCCAGAUGAUUGAGCAUCUCACCCUAUUCUAAGGGAGAGCCCAGCCACCCUGCGGUGAAAACUAGUUUCAGCCGCUCGUAUCUCGUUCUUUUGGUCACUACCCAAAGCUCAUGACCAUAGGUGUGGGUUGGAACGUAGAUCGACCGGUAAAUCGAGAGCUUCUCCUUCCAGUUCAGCUCUCUCUUCACGACAGACCAGUACAAUGCUCGCAUCACUCCAGACACAGCCCCAAUCUGCCUAUCGAUCUCCCGAUCCAUCUUUCCCUCACUCGGGAACAAGAACCCGAGAUACUUAAGGCAUUCUACCCUUUCACAGUUCAAUGGAAAAGAACCCAUCCACUAUAAUGGUGACUAAUUGCUGAUUAUUACAUUUGUUGGGCAUUUCAUGGACGUCACGCGACGCUCACGCUUCGGGUGGUAAGGCCCAGUUACUCGGAUGAGUUCAAAGCAAAAGCCUUGUGUGAGUCAACAAUUAUAAAGCCACGAAUAAAUUAAUUAUAGACAUUCUUUGUUGCCAAACCAACAGGGCUUAGCUUGUUAAAGGGCAGAUUUGACUACACAAUGCACUGGGUCCUGACUCCUUCUAAAGCACUUUAAGCACUUGAGUGCCACAUAAAAGCAGUAAGUACUGGAAAUAAUUUAGCUCAAAAUAUGUGAUCUAGAGUGUAGCUGGUGUUGAAGUCAUAAAAUACCUCUUUCACGUUUGUGCGAGCCUACAAACGGUCCCAACUUUUCAGGUUUGCUCCUGUCAUCCUGAUACGGGACUGACGUCAGAGUAUCCACACGACCCAUUGAACUAGCUGUCUUGAUCUGCACAAGACAUUAAAUAGAUGAGCGGUUUAAUUACAUUUCAUCUGUGGCAGAGCCAGCUGUAGGCCAAGGGGUAAUUAUAAGGGUGAAAUGCAGGAUUGCGUCAAAGUUUUAGGCAAGAGAAGAAUGUUUUUGCAUGUAUCGAGUCUACUCUGGUGAAGUCUGUUCUUUGUGACAUUCUGGAAAAGUAAGUGCUUAUAUAUGUUGCUAUCAGCCCCCAGUGAGACGAACAAACUUUUGCCAUCUUUUCUGAACCAACUAAGAGCUUCACUCACUUCCUGCCACUUGCAGGUGACCCUAAACAAAGUAAAAAUAUCCAAACAUGUUCAUUAUUCAGAAUGUUGAAUUAAUAAUGGAGGGUUUCCUGCGAUUUGUAACUCUCCUUUAUGUUGAAUGGAGACUAAAUGCAUAAUUUUGAAUUAAAAUGAGUAAAACUCCAAAGAAUGAAGUCAAACCCGAAGCUGCCGGGUCGUUCUUUUACAAGUAAUUUAAUUUUCUUUUCUCAUCCCUGCCCCCGUCUGUGUGUUGUCUCAGUCUUUUUACAGCAUGUUCAUACUUUUGGAUCUUCAGAUGGUUUUAAGAUUUGAUCAUAAAUUCAUUUUCUGGCACAUUUGGACCUAACUGACCUCACCAAAAAUGAAAAAGAACAAACAAAUACAUUUGAAUGCACAUUAGGGCCACUUCCAGAGGACAAAUUGGUUUUUGCUUACUAGUUUUGAGAAAAAAAAUCCACACUGAAGACUUUUAAAGACUUGGGAAGAUUUCAUUGUGAUCUCAAACCCUUCAAAUUAAGAGUUUAAAACACACUGACAUAUCUCAAAAUACUUUAAACACAUUUGAAGUACAGAGUUUAUUAUUAAACAGUUGGACUUGUGGGUUCAGCUGUGGAUUAACAUGCACUAUAAGGCUCUACUUUUAACCCUCUGGAGGCAGGCGUUGCAGACUUGCAACAGUUAAAACCUACCUACCCAGUUACUCCACAUACGUAUUUCAUGAUCAUUUUUUAUUUCAGAAGUACCCCUGAAGGACUUAGUUGUUUGUCCUUUUAUUAAAACUUAUUUUGAGCCUGAGAGAGUGAAAAACUUGAAGGACUAAAUCACCAUAGUUCAUUUAGCCCUGACAUGUGGGUAUCAUAGGUCUUGGGGCAGCAGUAGCUCAGGUGGUAGAGCGGGUUGCCUCAUGAUCGGAGGGUCAUAGGUUCGAUUCCAGCUCCCGCCAGGGGUAUCCUGCUGUUGUGUCCUUGGGCAAGACACUUCACCCAACUUGCCUGUGUUAGUGGUGGUCAGAGGGGCCGACGACGCCAAAUGGCAGCCUUGCCUCUGUCAGACCCCCCCAGGGCGGCUGUGGCUACAAGUAGCUUACCACCACUAGCAGUGUGUGAAUGUGAGAGUGUGUGAAAGCGUCUUUGGGUGUCUAGAAAAGUGCUAUAUAAGUUCAAUGCAUUAUUAUUAUUAUGUAGAUCAACUGCUUAUUGGUUUUUUGUUGGCUUUUGCUUUAAUCAUGUGAUUUUAAUCACAAAACUCUUAAACAUUAAAACAACAAAAAAGUUAGCUCUUGUGUUUGUCUCUUAAGAUAUGUUAUAUAAAUUAUAUAAAAUAUGUAAGUCAUCUAUAAUAUAAUAAUAAUAAUAAUAAUAAUAGGGCCAAUUGAAAUAAGCAACUAGAAUACAAUUAAUUUAUUAUGUCAGAAAUUAAGGAUUUUUGUUUUAUAAAAUCGGAAUUUGGAAAUUCCCAAAAGGGACAGAAUUUUACCAAUUUGCAGAAAAUAAAUACUAAAAGUUUUAAUUAAACUUCUUUUAUUUUGAAGGCAGUAUAGCUAAGGUUAGUUAUAUGUUAAGCAUUAAACAAGGUUUUAACAAGCUGGUUAAAUACCAGAUUCUGGUUCUUGACUCUUGCUGCUGUUUCGCUCACCUCUUUUCUAUUUCACGUAUCCUCCUAUUUUUGUCUUUAUUUUUUCUUCUGUUUUGCUUUUUGUUUGACGCAACAUUCCCUUUUCAUCUUCUCAGAAGAAUACUGUUGACAUCCUUUCAAACUUGAAGUCAAAGUUUAGGGUCAAAAGUCAGUCCUGGUUUCCGUCUAAACACGCACUUUAAGAACUGUUGCUCAGAGAGAAAGUGCUUUACUAUUUGGUUAUUGAACUUUAAACAACGUAAUCCAUUUUGCACAACAUGCACUUUCGUUUCUCUUCAAACCAAAACAUGUCACUUAAGAGAAAAUGUGGGAAUUGAGGAAUUGGAAAUGAGGUUAAACUUUAGAAAACCUCCUGAACUGUAUGGUGAGACAGUUUGGAGGUGCGUAUGUGGUCCCCCGUGCAAGCCUCUCAUGUUGAAAGGCUGAAUUAGGACUGGAGCCAUGUGCUCAUUGGACACAAAUGAGUUACAAAGGACUGAAAGCAUGUUUCCUUCUAAAGGCCAACAGGAGGUGUGUGCAGCUCUUCCUUUAACUCUGUGGAGCUGCACUCGAAGGCAGGAAAUCUGACUCAGGUGCAAUUUUAAAUGUUUUUUUAAAGUUCAACAGAAAUGAAACAGAGAAGUCCUGCAGCACAUCUUAACAAGCGUUCUCAACAUAACUUCAGAGCUCCUAAUACAAACGUCCAAAUUCAUUGAUACAAACAUUAAAGUUGCAUACAAACUAAUCGGUGCUAUUAUUCUAGCAGAAAAUGUACCACUUGUGCUACUCAGGGCAAUUAGAACCGUAAUACAAAAUUAAUUUAUGGCGUAAACAGACACACUCCCACAUGCAACAGUAGUCUUUCAUCCAUUUCAUAAAAAAUAGUCAGUGAACGAGAAUUGUUCCCACCUCAAGUUGUUUUUAAGCCUCCAGUAAUACCAGUGUAACACUGAGAGAUGUGCUGUAAGAAGAAAAGUGUAUCUCUUAUUAUUAUUAUUAUUAUUAGUAGUAGUAGUAGUAGUAGUAUGAAGCUGUGAGUUAUUGCUGUGGUGUAUGCAGACAGUCUGAGAUAGUCAUUUUGUUUGUUUUUAAGUUUACCAUUACCAAGUAAAUGUGGGUUUUGUGUUUAUGUGGUAUUGUCUUAAUGUGACUUGGAUGUCCCGACAAAUACAUCCGUAUUUUUCUAAUACAAACACCAAUGCAUUGUGGGAGACUAUUUAUCCAGUACUGUGCCAGAUUGAAGUCAUUGAACCAUUGUUUGUAUUUUUCAAGAGCAUCAACUGAACUUUCUGUAUUUUAACUGACGAACGUUAAAGUCAGUGCACUAGGCGUUAUAAAGAGUAGAAUCUGGAUUGGCUGCAGGCACACAAGAAUUGUGUUCACCAUCUUGGACAAGUCUCUGCAGACAGAAACCAAAACAGCUUCAGUCGUAGAUCUUGGAUGGCUGAAAACUGUGUUAUGCAUUCUUUUCCAUUAGGCAUUAGUGGUUAAUGUGGCAUCUUCUCAUUAAUGUCUGUGCCGGUAAUAAUAGGGAGCUGACGUCUCCUCCCUUUCCAGUCGGCUCAUUGGUGCCCAGAAGAAUGAAAAAAAAAAAGCACGUCGACGGGGCUAAAAGAGCUAUUUUCUAAUCCGCUUUGCCUUACGCCCUGGAUCACACCAUGUACUUUGAGAUUUAUCUGCUUGUAAAAUAUCGCAAUUAGCGUGACUACAAAUCAGACAUCAGCACCUCACAUAUGACGUCACCACAUAAUCUCCUCUCCCCUAGCAUAGCUGCUACUUACCACAUGGCCAGAUUUAUGGUGGUUCUUGUGGGAAGGAUUAGAAAUUAGCUGAAUUUACAGCCAUUUUCCCUCUGUUUUCUCCAUGUUUGGUUCGAUGAUGUCACUUUCGUGAAGCACAUUUGUAGUCCUGGACAGUCAGCUCCGUGUGUGUGUGUGUGUGUGUGUGUGUGUCUGUGUGUGUGUGUGUGUGUGUGUGUGUGUGUGUGUGUGUGUGUGUGUGUGUGUGUGUGUGUGUGUGUGUGUGUGGCCCGGAGGACAAAGGACGGGAGAACGCGCAGCUAAUUAAUUAAAUAAUUUGGUUCUGUACCUUUCUCUUGAGCACAGCCGACAAAGGUUUAAAUGGGUCAGUCUUCCUGCAUGCUCAGAUCAUUCCCUUCCCUUGCUUGAAAAAUUGUUCCAAAAUGAAAGUUGAACCCACAUCUUUUUUAUCUGUGAAUUCAAUGCCGUUCGGCGAGUGUCAAAUAAAAAUGUGGGCAUCUUAUUGUAAAAAAAACAUACCAUUAAUGUAAAAAAUCAACUCUAAAUAAACUAUGUUCACAUCCAGAAUCGAACCCAGGUCUUCUGCAUGAAAGUCCCACAUCUUAACAGGCGAGCGAACACACCAGUGACGUAACUUGUAUCUGUACCAUUUAAGAACGGUUUGGAGGGCUAUGCCUGAGCGUGAACGUCCAUGAAGCAGCCUGCUCGACCCGAGCAGCUCUUUUUCUGUGAUUUUACAGAAAAAUAGGCAAUCACAGUAAAAAUGCCAGGGCUCAUUCUACAGGACCAGGGCAUUGCAGGAGAAUGUAUGAAGAAGAAAUGUAUUAUUUCUAUACAUGUUUUGGUUGUCAGACUUCCAUAAUGCCCCUUUAAGUGAAAUAAUGUUACGUUUCCAGAACCGGACGGACUCUAAAUUCUGUGGUUCUCUAAGUAAUUAUGAAGCCAAAAAUUAUGGAAAUAAAUUGUCAUUUUUGUUCAAUAAACGACAAAGAUUUCAUUAGCCUUAAUUUGUGAAUAUUUAGUGUCUCACCCCAAAAAAUGCUACAGUUUUAAACAUUAAAUAUGAAACUGACUCUAGUAUUUUUCUUAAUUGAAUUAUAUUAAUAAUCCAAUGUUUUAUUAAUAUUGUUGUCCCUUUUCAAAUUUGACUGUCAGCCUUUUGUGAAUUUUAGAAUUGAAAACCGUUAGUUUGGAUGCUUAAAAUAAAAAUUUGUCAGUGUUAACUGCAGAGAGUGAAAAAUAGCCUUAAACAGGAGUUUAUUAAGACCUUCACUGAAUAAGAUAAUGUCACUUUUAUCAGCUUUCUGCACAACAGACAAUAAUCCACACACCAGAUCCACCUGAUUAUUGAUAAAUUAUCCUCUAAAUCAUCAUCUCAGGUAUUAUGCAGGACAGACAAGUGCUCUCGUUCACACUCACAAACACAACCUCACUGCUCUGCCCACUCGCCUGUAUGUUGGCUGCUCGAGAUGUCUUUGUAUCCCAUCACCAUAACAACUGCCUCAAAGCACAUCUGAGAGAGAGAAAAGAGAAAGCCAAAGUGAAUUCCUCUCAGUCAGUUUGGUUUGGAGGUGGAGAGCGUAGCGUAGCUGUUGGUAGAUCGUCGCAGCAUGUCAGCGUGGCGUGUGUGUGAGAACAGGGAGCGAGCUUGUAUGGGUGAGCGGGCUGUAGAUGAGUUGGUGUGGUGAACGAUGGUUGUCAUGUGAAAUCCAGAAGGUGUUGGAGAGUGUGGCUUUUUGAAGAACCUGGACUAAGUAAGCAGUUCGUGAUGCCACACGUGGCAAGCCUGAAGAAGUUUAUGGAGUAUGUGCAGCAGAGGAACAUUGAAAAGGUCUCAAGGUUCCUGGAAAAAGGCCUGGAUCCUAACUUCCACGAUCCAGACACGGGAGAAUGCCCACUAACGCUGGCAGCACAGUUGGAGGGAUGUGCAGACCUCAUCAAAGUGCUGAAAAAUGGAGGGGCACAUCUGGACUUCAGAACAAAGGACGGCAUCACCGCCCUGCACAAGGCUGUGCGCAACAAGAACCACACAGCACUAAUAACACUGCUGGACUUGGGCGCGUCACCUGACUACAAGGACAGCAGGGGGUUGACUCCACUUUACCACAGUUCAAUGGUAGGAGGAGACCCCUACUGCUGUGAGCUGCUGCUGCACGAUCACGCACAGGUCGGCUGUGAGGAUGAGAAUGGCUGGCAGGAGAUACACCAGGCUUGCCGUUAUGGACAUGUGCAGCAUUUGGAACACCUGCUGUUCUACGGAGCUGACAUGAGCACCCAGAAUGCCUCUGGAAACACCGCCCUGCACGUGUGCGCUCUCUACAACCAGGAUAGCUGUGCACGAGUCCUUCUCUUCAGAGGAGCCAAUAAAGAGUUAAAGAACUACAAUAGCCAGACUGCUUUUCAGGUGGCUAUUAUAGCAGGAAACUUUGAUCUAGCAGAAAUCAUUAAGGUCCACAAAGCAUCAGAUGUUGUGCCUUUCAGGGAGACUCCUUACUACACCAACCGCCGACGAGCGACGACUGGCCCCCUGCCCUCGCCUCGUUCCCUUCUUCGCUCCGCGAGUGACAAUAACCUUAAUGGCGAUCACGAUCACAUCCACACUCAGCCUCACCGGGAAAUCCGCGGCCGCAAGGGUCACUCCCCCGUUCCCUCGCUGCACAGUCUCCCAGCUUUUAGUCAGCAGCACAGCAGCCUUGGCGAAAGUCGUCAUGGAGAGAUCCCUGACAGCAGCCUUCAGAGUACUGGCAGCUCCAGGUCCUCCCAUUCCCGCUCACCUUCACUACAUCACAGGCAUGAAGAGGACAAACCAGUUCCCAGACGGUCCCACAGCCACGGCUACCCUCAUGGAUACGGCCCACGUGGAAGACUCAGCCCUGGUUCAGUGCAACGAGACCCAAGCCCACCUCAUCACACGCCUCCAGCACUGAUGGGCCCCCGGGGGCCCAAACGGAAACUCUACAGCGCCGUCCCAGGACGUACCUUCAUUGUGGUCAAGCCCUACUCCCCACAGGGGGAGGGAGAGAUCCAGCUCAAUCGUGGGGAACGGGUCAAAGACUAUGACUGUAAUGACGUAGAAGUGUUGAGUAUAGGUGAAGGAGGAUUUUGGGAAGGCACGGUCAAAGGGAGGACGGGAUGGUUCCCAGCAGACUGCGUGGAAGAAGUUCAGAUGAGACAGUAUGACCCAAGACUAGAGACUCGGGAGGACCGCAAUAAGAGACUGUUCAGACACUACACUGUGGGGUCGUACGACAACUUCACCUCAUACAGUGACUACAUCGUAGAGGAGAAGAAUGCCGUUUUACAGAAGAAAGACAAUGAGGGGUUUGGUUUCGUCCUGCGAGGGGCCAAAGCCGAGACUCCCAUUGAAGAGUUCACCCCCACCCCAGCAUUCCCAGCCCUGCAGUAUCUGGAGUCUGUGGACGUGGAGGGAGUGGCCUGGAGGGCUGGUCUCAGGACGGGAGACUUCCUUAUCGAGGUAAACGAGGUGAAUGUAGUGAAGGUGGGCCAUAAGCAGGUGGUGUCCUUAAUCCGGCAAGGGGGCAGCAGACUCCUGAUGAAGGUCGUUUCUGUCACACGCAAACCCGAGUCUGAAGAAGUUGUUCGGAAAAAAGCUCCUCCACCACCUAAAAGAGCCCCCAGCACCACCCUGACGCUACGAUCCAAGUCCAUGACCGCAGAGCUGGAGGAGCUGGCUUCUGCUCGGAGGAGAAGAGGAGAGAGGCUUGAUGAAAUGUUGGCAUCACAGGAAUCUAUGUUGCAUUCUCAACCCCCGGAGGCAGACUACCGAGCAGCCACUGUCAAACAACGGCCCACCAGCCGCAGAAUAACACCAGCAGAGAUCAGCUCACUGUUUGAGAGACAAGGGAUGACUCUACAUGGAGGUCUGCAUCCAGGGAUUGAGAGAGGCCACAUACCACUUCUUAAAGGCAUGUCCAGGACCAAGUCUUUUGGUGCCACAGAGGAAGACCGACUCUCAGCCCUUGCAGGCGAGCACAGAUUCCCCCGCAGCUCUUCUAUGACAGACAGCCUCCGAGACCAUUCACAACCCCAUCCCAUACCUCCACAUCCACAAACAGCACCUCCUCCUCCUCCCUACUACUUAGACACUGGUCCUCCCCCAGCUUUCUGCCCUCCUCCUCCCCCAUCCAGGACUCAGAGUCAGGGCCAUGAGCCGGGAGGGCGUUCCAGCUUCAAGCCAUCUUCUCUGGACCUGCCGUACGAGGCCGCUCAGCGACAGGCCACACACCUGGAGAGACAGAAGAAAGCUCGUUCCAUGAUCCUCCUGCAGGACUCCUCCCAUCUACCCGUCGAACCGACAGAAAUUCCUCGGCCGUCUGCUGCUACUCCACCAGAGCGAAUUAAAAGAAAGGGCAGGGUAAUUGACAACCCUUACGCAAACGUGGGUCAGUUUAGCAUUGGGCUUUACACACCUACAAAGCCUCAAAGAAAGAAAAGUCCCCUGGUGAAACAGCUGCAGGUGGAAGAUGCGCAAGAAAAAGCUAGUUUGGCCUUAGCUGCUGCCCACUCGCGAGAGAGCUCACCCUCAGGACGACACCCGCUCACCCACGGGCACACACACACCAGUCGUGCAGACUACUACCAGCAGCAGCUCAUGGUUGAGAGAGAGCGCUUGCGUGCCCAAGGAGAGUUGAUGUUUCAGGGUAAAGGCCCCUUUGCUGCUGCCAUUGCUGGAGCAGUUAAAGAUCGUGAACGUCGUCUAGAAGAACGAAGGAAAUCCACUGUCUUCCUUUCUGUUGGGACCAUGGAGGGGUCAUCCACAACAAGCCCAGAUUCCCCCUCUCUAACUCAGUCUCACUCUGUUGAUGAACGGAUGCUAACCCGAGAGCUGGGACAGCUUCCUCCCCCUGCCUUGGCUCUGAGCCCCUUGCCCAGUGGGACCACCUUUAUCCAUCCACUCACAGGAAAGCCUCUUGACCCAAAUUCACCUUUGGCUCUUGCGCUGGCCGCAAGGGAGAGGGCACUUACCUCCCAGAGUCAGUCCCCAACUGGCAGCCCAGAGCCUCGGACUAAAGAGCGAUUAGGCCAGGGUAUAAUGUUCACUAACACUCAGACCAAAGAGUCUCCACUUAGGGAUGGGGCAACUCCCUCUCCCCCUUUUUCACCUAAAAGCUCUAAGGCUGCAGGGCAUGAAGCCAGAUCCUCCCCAGCAUCUAUUUUAGCUCCUCAACCCACCAAACCACAGUGGACCACAUCAUCAUCACCUAUAUCAUUUCAUCAAGAAAUGGAAGCUAGGAUAGAGGAGAGGAAAGAGGAAAAGAGACCAGAGGAUAAAAAAAGCAUGUUGAUCAGCAUUAUGGAUACAUCCCAACAGAAGACCGCAGGACUGAUCAUGGUCCAUGCAACCAGUAAUGGCCAAGAGGUUGGUUCAAGUCCAGGACCUGAAAUGACCUCUAUUCCUGCAUCCAUAGAGCCUGGCAAACCACCGAGUCCACGGGCAAAAUCGCCUAUUCCCACUGUGCCCCAGCCGCAGGCCCAGCUCCAGGUUUUGCCUCAAACUCAGCGACCUGCCAGUCCGGCCCAAGACAAGAGUCUGGCUCAGGGAAGCUCAGAGGAGGAUGCGGAUCAGUACACAGCCACUCUGCCUCCUGCCAUGCUGUCCUCUAGUGACGAGGAAACAAGAGAAGAGCUACGAAAGAUUGGAGUUGUUCCUCCACCAGAUGAGUUUGCAAAUGGGUUGCUGGCGCAAAGACGGGGAAUACCAGUGUCCCCUGCUAAGCUUAUCACUUCACCUGGCACUCCAACAACAUCUACGCCCCAAACUCCCUCAACUGCUACAACCCCAACUGUGACCACCACCCAGCCUCAGCCUCCUCAGCCACUACCAACACCACCUCCAUCCAGUGCAGCAGCUGUCUCAGGGAAGCCCUCUGAACCUCUGGAGCCCCCACAGUUGGGCGAGUCUGGCUCUGCAGCUGACUCAGGCGUGGAGGAGGCUGACACACGCAGCUCGAGCGAGAGAGAGCGAGAUCACCAUCUCGAGACCACCAGCACCGUAUCCACGGUUUCCAGCAUGUCCACGCUGUCCUCGGAAAGCGGCGAGCCUGCUGACACACACACCACGCACACCUCCUAUGCUGAUGGGCAGACUUUUGUGCUCGAUAAGCCACCAGUGCCUCCUAAGCCCCGACUCAAGUCCCAGAUAGGAGGUAGUAAAGGCCCCGUCACCUUCAGGGAUCCUUUGCUGAAGCAGAGCUCUGACAGUGAGCUGCUGUCGCAGCAACAGGCUGCUGCCCUGGCUGCUGCUGCAGCUGGAGGGGCCGGGCUUCCUGCUGGUGGUUCUGCCUCAGUGACUGGUCUAGCACCCUCCAGGCCACGUUAUCUCUUCCAGCGGAGGUCCAAGUUGUGGGGAGACCUAGUGGAGCCUCGAGGACCAGGGAUAGGGCUAGGUAUUGGGAGUUUGGGCAACCUUGGUGGGCUGGGACUUGGGUUGGGCGCAGAUGAGGGUCCGAAACCAUCUGUUAUGGGGGAGCUCAGUUCACGUCUUCAGCAGCUAAGUAAAGACACAAGGUCACUAGGUGAGGAACCACUGGGAGCAUCACUUGACCCAGGAAGGAAGUCGCCUGUGGCAGGUGCCAGACUUUUCAGCAGCCUAGGUGAGCUCCACACUCUUUCUCAGAGAAGCUACGGAACCACAUUCACCAUUCGCCCUGGCAGCCGUUACCCUGUCACCCGACGCACCCCUAGCCCAGGCUCUCCUGAUAGAGGCGACCCCCUCGGACGAUUCUCAGGCUUUGGCUUGGCAACCUCACCGACUACUCCACCACAAACCAUCCUCAAGUCCUCUAGCCUCAGCUUACCGCAGGAGCCCAAAGAGGUGCGCUUCGUCAUGAGGAGCUCCAGCGCCCGGUCUCGCUCUCGCUCUCCAUCACCCUCUCAUUCCCCAGGAUUAGGCUCACCACUUUUAGCCCUUCGACCCUUCCAUCAAAAGCCCCUCCACCUUUGGAACAAGUACGACGUUGGAGACUGGCUCGAGAGCAUCAAUCUGGGGGAGCACAGAGCCGGCUUUCAGGAACAUGAAAUUGAAGGCUCUCACCUCCCGGCUCUAACCAAGGAUGACUUUGCAGAGCUGGGAGUGACACGAGUUGGACACCGCAUGAACAUUGAACGAGCACUUAAGCAGCUGCUGGAGAGCUGACCCCUGCCCUGAGACAGAGCAACAGAUGGAGACAGAUGAAGAUAGAAUGAGUGGGAUGGAGAGUUGUUAAAAACAUGAGAAAAACAAUACAGACUGCUCCUCUUUUACUCCAGCUGCUUUUAUGUUCAGUACUGCAGUCUGUAGUGAUACUUUACGUUUCUGUUUCGCAUCAACAACCUGCAUCUGGCACUGCACUGAAGAAGAGGAGGCAAUACACAUUCAUCCCCUUUGUUCUGCCCUCGCUGUCUGACCUUCCACCCUGCUGGACCCAGUCAGAUCAGACCUCAAGCUAUCUGGUCGCUCGUUGCUAAGGAGAAUCACACGAGCUCCGAUUUGAUUUGUGAAAUGUUAAGUAAAUCUUCACUUUCUCACUACACCCUCUCUACCUCUGCCCCCCCCCCCCCCCCCCCCGGUCGUGUUUUAGGCAUCUGAAACCCUUUUGCAGUUUGAGUAAAGGAGGAGGAAGAGGAAGAACAAUUCUCGUUCCAAACAGAAACUUAAGUUGCCUUUCAACAAAUAUUUAUACUGAAAUCAACCAUGAUGAACACCGCGCUGUGGAAAUAGUGCUCACACAGCUCUGAAAAGGUGUGUCUUCUGUAUACCUGCUACUGUUUUUAAACCGAAGACUUUUAGAGCCCAGAGGUGAAGCUCCACAAAGUAAACCACAGGAGAAAACCCCUCUGCCUCGGUAACCAGACUGUGCAAUCUAUAAUAUUUGGAGAAUGUUUAACCAACACUCGUGGCUUUUUUUAUAUUUUUUGGUUUUCCAAAGGGAAUAUUAUAUAAAAAAUAUAUAAAUAUAUUACUAUGAUAUAAUAUAGUAUAUAUGUAUUGAAUUAUAGCUUUCAAAAGAAAAGACAAUGUUGCAAAGAAGACAUUUAAUAAAUGAAUCUACGCCUGUUUUUGGUUUUUAAAAUAGAAGACCGGAAGAAAUCCACCAAUAGUUUACUCAUUUCUACCAGUUAUACAUAUAAAUAUAUAUAUAUAUAUUUGAAAGACAAAAAUAUAUAGAUAUGGAAGUUUUAUUUCUUCUUGUUACCUGUAUACAGCGUUCCUUACGGUCACUCUUUCUUGAACGUAGCAUGACGAGUCGCUUCAUGUUCUGGACAGUUUGUUUGUUUUGAUUUUGUUAUGGUCUUCCGUCAUACUAAAGGGCAUCCCGCAAUGUGAGUCUAAAACCUUAGCUGAUAUCUAUUCCCACUGCUGGAGCAACUCAUCUUAUUGAUUGUAACAAUAUAUUGUGGUGGUGAUGGAGUGUGGGGGGUACACCUAAUGAAUAAGAAGAAUAGAAAGACGAAUUAUUAAAUUAGACCUCCUUCACACUGGAUUAUUUUGCUCUUUUCGACCAAUUUAGCCUAUCAGAAUGUGGCUGUGUUGUGGCAAAGUCAAAAAUAUUCCACCAGUGAGAAAAAAACCUUGGCACUGCUAUGUUCCUAGGUUUUAUCCUUUUUUUUUAUUUUCACGUCAUUCCACGUACCUAGCUGAAGGUCCUAGCCUUCAGCUGCCGCUCAUCUUACAUCACACCUGAGCACUUUGGUCCCUCCUACUUUAGGUGAGUCCCUGGGAAGGGGCCCAGCCGGGCUCCAUGGGUGAAAGCCCGGACACCAGGUGCUCGCCAAUCCGCCCCACCCCCAGGACUGGCUUCGGGGGAGCCCUGGUGACCCCACGUCCUGGUGAGGGAACACUGGGUGUUUCUCAAUGCCAAGGAACCUCGCCUUGAUGUCUUGGCCCCGCCCCGGUUGCCUAGGAGAUACGUCAUCAGGAGCCGCCAAGACGUGUUCCAGUGUUCAUGUUCUACUGAGGCGUGUGUUCUCCGUUUGUUAGCCGUUUAGCUAGCUGAUCAAGGAUACAUGGGAGUUGUCUUGUAGCCUAGCCUUGUUCAAAAAUUACCCAGAAUACACUGCAGUAUUUUCAAAAGGAUGGUAGAUCAGAAGCCAGCAGCUACUUUGGGGGCAAAUUUCAAGUUUAAAAGUAAGUCAACAAAUUUAAAAUGUUUUUUUUAGAUCCAAAUGAGUUAUCUGUGGUUGGUUAGUUGCUUAUUAGUUGUGGCUCCGGUGGCUAGUGGGUAGUAACACACUUACAUAUUUAAUUUAACAAAUAUGUACAUGAUUUAAAAAGUAAAAGGCUCAUUAUAUAUUUAUAUUGAGACUAAUACGUGUAAAACAUAACGUUAUCUCCCGUGUCAGGUGACGUUACGUGACCACCGUGGAAGCCAUGGCCACGUGAUGCAAGUCUGUUCCAUUUAACCGUUUUCUUUGACCAAGGAAGGACAGUGUCCUUGUAAGUAAGGCGCCUGGCCUCACAAGACAUCGCCUCGCAAGGCCAGGUGACUUGAGAUUGUGAAACACUCACUGUUUCUACUUACAUUGUUCAUCAUAAAGGGCCUUUGGGCUGCAUUUAGCCUAAUCCAUACAUGACCCUACCAGAAGCAUAAAGCCCAAGACAGGUUAGCUCCCAGGUCAUUGGGACACUCAAACCCCUCCACCACAGUAAGGUGGCAUUCCAGGGAAAGUGUCUCAAAUGGAGGUGUACAAGAAGCUCAGGGUCUCGUUCACAAAUGAGGGAGCGAUGGGGCAGGAGCUCGAUAGGUGGAUUUGUGCUGCGUCUACAGUGGCACAGGCGUUGUACCGGUCUGUCAUGAUGAAGACAGAGCUGAACAUUCUAACCCUAAUUUAUGGUGACAAGCUUUGGAUAAUGACCAAAAGAUUAAGUAAUCAGACAAAAUUAGUUUUCACCGCAGAGUGUCUGGGCUCACCUUUAGACAUAAGGUAAGAAGCUUGGUCAUCCAGGAGGGGCUCAAAGUAGAUCUGCUACUCCUUCACAUCAAGAAAAGCCAGCUGGCAUCUGGCUAGGAUACCUCCUGUAUGCCUCCCUGGUGAGGUUUUCUGGGCUCGUCAAACUGGGAGAAGACUUAAAGGGAGACCCAGGACACGGUGGAUAGACUGUCUCUCGGCUGGCCAGGGACUACCUUGGGAUUCCCCUGGAGGAGCUUGCCCAAGUGGCUGAGGAGAAGGAAAUCUGGUCCUCCCUGCUUAGGCUGCUCCUGCCGUCGAACCCCGGAUAAGCGGAAGAGAAUCAAUGGAUGGACAUUUUCAUGAUGACUUUACAAUGUAAAUCAUAAUUGCACCACACAUUAGGCUCCAUCUCGGCAUAACCCUCUCUCACUACAUCAGGUUGCAGCUAUGCACUGGAACAACACGCCACCCAGGCAUGAUGUUUCAAAAUCACAAUGAUUAAUGCCCGGGUCACGUGACGAAAUUUUUAAAUUGAUGGCCAUUUUUUUAAGCAUUAGAAAUCCUGCAUGGUAGUAAAACAUUCACCUAUGUAUCAGUUUUCUUCUUACAGUGUGUGGUGUGCAGCAACUGGCCAAAUAAUACACAUGUACCACUUUCACUCAGAAUAUUCCCUGCUCAGAUGGGAAAUCUUGCAAAAGAAAACAUGACUUUGAAGGGAAAAAACGGUAGAGGAAGAGCGUGCUGCACAGAUCCAUCACCUUAGUUUCUGAUUGGCUUGAUGUCACAUUCAACAGACGGCACAAUUUGUUCCUCCCCGAAAAUCAGACCAAGACAAUCCAACAUGUUUGAAAGCUCGGAUUUAUGAUCAAAGCAGUCCCACCGUCCUAAUGAGCAGACUGCUCAUAAGGAAUCACAAAAGAUAGGACUGUUUGAAAAGGUUUAGCUUUUAGAGCUCUUACAGUAAUCGUGUGCAACCUUAAAAAUUUUGGAAGGGGUGUGGCUAGUAUAAAGUCAGCACAUGAACUGGGCUUAAGUUGGUGCAUACAGACCCCGUGUUGUGCAUGUAUCUCAAUCAUGUUCCCUUUUAGCCUGGCAAGCCAGACUAAAUAAAUGUAUAAUUUAGUCUGGCCACGCUCCAUUGACGGCUCUUGGUUGUGGGGCGGAUUCUACCAUUGUCUUUCAAAUGAUCUCCGCAUUCCACUGGACAAUGAAUGUGACAUACUCUUGUUUCACUCUGUUGCUUCAUCCCACCCACCAGGCAUAUAGAGUGCCCUGAUUGGCCCACAAAGCGGAUAAAGCUCUGUGAUUUGUUCACUAAGCAGAUAGAGCACUAUGAUUGGCCCACCAUUAUGGACCAAUCACAGCUGUUUAUGUGUUUGAAACCCCUCUAGAGAGCUGUGAUUGGCUAGCCAGAGUCCUGGUAGGAGCUGCAGAGGUUCCAAUGGAGCAUUCCUAGACCAAACUUUGCAAAGCAAGAAUUUGGUCUAGUUCACUAGGCUAGUUCCCUUUAUCAUCAGAAGUGCAAAUAAAGAAUAAAUAAAACUUCCUUAGAAAAUUAAAUAGGAUUUACCUGACCCCAAAAAGAAGCAAACAAAUGUAUUAAAGUAUCAUAAUAAGACAGAUUUAUAACAUUUGUAUGUAUUGAAUGAUUUUGUUGUUUUCCUAGAGCACCUAGAGCAGGGGUGUUCAAUUAAAGUUGCUACAAAAAAUAUCUUUAAAAAUAUCUACAUGCAACUCUAAACUAAAAAGGGCUGACGGAAUGAGCAUAGCUGAAUGUUUGGGUUUAUUAAACAAGGACAGCACAAAAGACAAUGUUACAUAUAACGACAAUGUAACCAUUGCUUUGUACAGAGAUUUUCUUGCCAGAGGCAAAUUUUCAAAUCUAGUGUAGUGUACCUAGUGUAGAGCCCAGACAAAGUAAAACAGAUAUUAUCUUGCAUGGAUAAAUAGAACAAAUUUCUCACCAAAAUGUAAUGGUAAAAACAUUGUACUGACAAAGACAAACAUAAUUCCCAAAAGUGUUAAAUAGUGUUUUUGCAUUUCCAACAUUGAUGUGUGCAUGGUUAUGAAGUACCAAUAAGUUACCAGAUUAGUAUCUUGUUUAAUUUGCUGUUACCAUGCUCAACCCGGGAGUUUGAUACACCACUAAACUACCAAGACGUUUUAUUCAGCCCCUGAUGGUUUUGCCUAGCCUGGCAAGCCAUCCUAUAUAUGUGAAUAUAUAGUCUGGCCACGACCCAUAGACAGCGCACAGUUGUGGGGCAGAAUCUAUGGUUGACUUCCAAAAUGUCUCCGCAAUGAACAACGGGGCAUACUCAACGCUAUGGAUGUCAGUCAACAGGGCAGUCUGCCACACAUCAUUGAAGAUUAUGCAAAUACAUCCUUUUUUCUAAAUAAAUAUGGCGGGGGAAUGUUUCUGAAUUUCAGGAAAGAAUCGCCCUUUACACAUUUUGAAAUAAUGAAUGAGAGAGAACGCCCAGAUGUCCUCAUCCACGUGCUGUUUACAAGUAGCUGCCGGGCUUGCAGCACUUCCUCUAGAAAAAAUCUGAAAUGAAUCUCUCCAAAUAGCAUGCCGAACUUUAGCCUACCUGUCGUGCAGAACAUUGGUAACAGAGGUGUCUGUAGAGAGCCCAACCUUUGCUUUUAGCACAUGCCAUCGUUGAAAAGAGCCUUAAAAAAACCUCUAGUCUUAUUUCUCAAACAUUUUCAAAAGAACCCAGUGAGAACGGCGAGGAAUGAAGGCGUAUCACUCUACACAUAAACAAAUGCACAGGAAGUGAAAACUAACCCAGGAACGAGCACAUGAUGACGGCCUUGUGUGAAAGCUUCACCGGAAUGAUUCACAGUUAUGCAGACCAAAGGUUCAGAUGAUCCACCCAGAAGAAAAAGAUCCUCCGCUAUACCUUUAGGUACCUGUGUCUGCUCUUUACUAAAAGAAAAGUCCAAGUCUAUAUGGUCCAUAGUUCGUAUGGCCCAACAAACCGAUCAAAUGGGAUCGGCAAGGCACAAGAUUGUCCAGGCCUGCUGGGGUUCCAAUGGCGCGUGGCUAGACCGACCUGCAAUGCAAAAUGGUUAGGCUGGGUCUCACCAAGUCCUUACAAAGAUAACUUACUUUCUAACAGACAUUUUCCAUCAUCGCAGUGUUUUUCCAGUGUGAAUGGGGCCUAGGGGAACCAUCAAAUAAUAUUUUGUAAAACGUUCUAAAUCUGAAGCCUGAUGUGUUUUUUUCUGACCAGUGCGUAAACAGUCGGAUAACAAAACUCUAUCAAAGAGUCUGAAAUGUUUACUGUGAAACAAGCAAGUAGUCCCUCGAGCAGUGGGCAUGGAAAAGCUUACUUAAGGUCUUAAAGAAAAUUCAGUAUUUUACAACUUAACAGUGCAGCUGCUUCCCUUUAGCUCCAACGUUGUCUUACUGAUGUACUAACCGUAACAGCGGACGCUAGAACUCUUGCAGGAGAUCCAGGUUGUAAAACAAAACAAAACAGAAUUUUCCUUCAACAAUACAGAUCUAUAAUUGUACUCAUGAGCAGCUUCUGCUGGCAGUGAGAACCAGUGAGUUUUAUUCGUGCUACGAAAAGCACUUUGGCAUGGCUGUUCCUUGACAGGAUGCCAAGACAUGUAUAAUACCACUAAAAACCUCUGCUCAUUGGCAGCGUUCAGCAAAGGCACUUCACUUGGCAAAAACUUGUGUGCACAUUUCCUUAUAUUUCCUUUUUGUAAAAUGUUCUGUAAAGCAGGCAGAAUAUAAAACCAUUAUAUACUGCGUUGUAGGAAUAGCACUCACUGCCUCACUGUGACCUCACUUUUCUUUUUCAUUUCCCCGGAUUUAUGUGAAAUUUUUGGCUGUAUUUCAUUUCCGUUGUUGACGUUUUGUUACCUUUAGCCACUGUGGGUAGAUUUUGUAGCGUGUGAAACAUGAUACUUCAAUCUUGUACUCAUUUGAAUCUUAAAGUGAUGAGAGGAGCAAAAAAAAAGAGAGAGAGAGAAUAAUAUCUUGUUCAUUUUAAAUAUACUACCCUUGUAAAAAAAAGAACUACAAAUAUUUGCUUUUUUAAUCACAAGCAAUGUAAAUAUAAUAGAUUUCAUAUAAAUUUUUUGAAACCUAAAAGUAUAUAGAUCUAAAUAUAUGAAUGUUUGGCAUAUAUGCAUAGUUAACCACCUGUGGAAAAGGUGAGAAGAUUUUAUUCUUUCUAUGAACUCUUGAACUUUUGAACUCUGAACUAUGAACUAGGGGAUGAUUUGCACAAAACAAGGUGACAAGGUGCUAACAUAAAAGCCACCCAUCAUCCAAGUGCAUGCGUGCAUCUGGAUUCCCUGAAUCUCUCUGUGUGGUUGUUCCUCUUCACUGCGUGUGUGUGUUUGUGUGUGUGUGUGUGUGGUAUGAAUGUGUGUGUGAGAAAUUUAGCUUUCGUUUAGGUGCAUUUGUUUGAGAGCGAGACAGUGAGAAUGCAUGCAAGAGUGCAAUUAAUCGUUGGGGUUUACAUUUUUGGAGUUAGUCCACUAUAGCCUUACUGUACCAUCAGAGAUUGCCGGCAGUGGCUGUGUCACACAACUUCUCACACACACACACACAUAGAAACACAAAAAAACAUCAAAAUACACACACGCAUUCACUUCUCAAGACUUAUCGUGUAUUCUUCUUACGUCUUGAGGAAAGUGGACUGUUCUGUUCUGCUUAAGAUGAACAGACAGAGAGAGGGAGAAACGAGCAAAUGGUUUUCACGACAACACACUUACUCACCUUGAAGCUGCGCGGGUGCAGCUUUUGCAGCGUCACUGUUCUGUGCAGCCAUUCCUGAAUGGCGUUGGCGCUCCCCAUACCCUCCACUCUGUCUGGCAGCACUCCUCUUUCCUUUUUCAGACCUUCGGUUUUUGAGUUUUUUGGGGGGGAUUUGAGACGAUCCAGUGAGGAACAAACUACACAAAGAAAAAAAAUAUGUGCCAAAAAGCAACUUAACUUUUAACUGUAUAUUUGUCUUUGCUUUAGGACUAUCUUAGUCACAGCACUCUUAAGCUGUUAGAUAAUAUGACAUUAUGGUGCCAUCUCCUGGAAAUCUUGAGAACAACAAACGUUUAUAAGAUCCAUCUGCAUCUUCCUGCAGGCGGAGACACAGUCAUUGUUGUUACUUUGUAAAGAAACGGGCUGUAUGUUGGUCUCCUUAAGCAUACCUACAGCCUGUGUAUAUCUGUUUGCUUUAAUUUUGUCUUAAAUAUUUAGGACGAUUGCCUGAUUUGAACAAUAUGGGGUUUUAUUCCUGGAUAGACACAAAUAACAGUUGCAAGGCGAGCAUGCCGGGUCUGAUCUCGGACACGAGCGCUGGAGUGACUUACUGGUUGAGUUGUUGGAAAUUCGAAGUGAGCAAACAUACACAUCAUUAGGUCAAAUCAGUUGUAAGGGUUAUCUUUUUAACGUUUCUUAAUCUACAAAGCACAAUCUACACCGUGUAGAAAAAGCAGUGUGACUUUUAUUUUUUAAUAAAUCCACUGGUAUUGGUUGAUCUUUACUGGAACCAGUGAUCUUAUUUAUUUAUUUUUUUUCAUUGUUGAUUUUCUCCUUGUUUGCACUGUGAAGUUUAGAACGGUGGACGUAUCACUGCAACGUCUCGGCCUUGUCUCGCACUGCAACUUCCCCUUCUCAGUGUUAAAUGACAGAUCAUCCAAAACACAGACACAUAAUAAAUAAAUAAUACAAUUUAACCAGAAGCUACCUGGUGUUCCACAAGCAAACAGAAGAAGGGUGACAGUACAACACUGAGGCAAGAUCUGAGAUGUUGCCCUGGAUAUUUCCACCACAGAGAUAUAUGUUUGAUAUAAUAUGUAAUAAAUUUAUAAUUAAAACACA
Molecule: messenger RNA, 26755 nt
Organism: Nothobranchius furzeri (turquoise killifish)
Lineage: Eukaryota; Metazoa; Chordata; Actinopteri; Cyprinodontiformes; Nothobranchiidae
Gene: shank3a
Product: SH3 and multiple ankyrin repeat domains 3a
Cellular component (GO): dendritic spine; postsynaptic membrane; postsynaptic density
Molecular function (GO): ionotropic glutamate receptor binding; synaptic receptor adaptor activity
Source: RefSeq, a predicted model, not a curated record